AUGUACCCAUCUCCCAGCAUAUACUUGUCGCACGACGAGAAUUGCUACACAUUCGAACAGCUCUUCGCCUUGACACGCCUUGGGCACAAGUAUCAGAUGGAUGUCGUCGAACGCCAAGCUGUUUCCUGCUUGAAGCUGCUCUUUACCGACGAUUUCGAGCAGUGGAAAGAUGGCAAUGCUCCUUUCGAAACGAAUUACGCACAUGGAAUCGGCGUUGUCCAGCUCGCGAGGCUAGCCAACAAUCCUGGCAUGUUGCCUGUGGCGCUGUAUCUUUGUUCCUUAGAUGCAAGUGUUCUCGCCCACGGUUGGACCCGCGCAGACGGAACGGUCGAACGUCUCGAACGGUGCAUCGAUGGUUACGGAAUACUCCGAGAAGAAACCAGCACCGUUCUCGCUCGGAUCUUCCAGUUCGCCAGUAGCUGGGAAUGCACUGCCCCUAACUCCUGUGAAGUAUGCCUGGCGGAAUUCCAUGCGCUGGCGAGCGCUUCUUCGGAGCGACACACCCUCUUGCAUUCCUGGGAGGACAUGUAUGACGAGUGGACGGAGUCAAGCCAUGUCACGCUCUGCACCGCAUGCAUGGAGGCUCUGUGUGAGCGGGAGAAAGAGCAGCGCUGCGCCAUUUGGCGUAGGCUUCCUAAGAUCUACGGCUUACCAGUUCCGGAUGGCUGGGAAACAGCAUAG
Molecule: messenger RNA, 681 nt
Organism: Dichomitus squalens LYAD-421 SS1
Lineage: Eukaryota; Fungi; Basidiomycota; Agaricomycetes; Polyporales; Polyporaceae
Exons: 1
Coding region: 1-681 (226 amino acids)
Source: RefSeq, a predicted model, not a curated record